Messenger RNA from Aureobasidium pullulans EXF-150, 805 nucleotides. Its product is annotated as cytidine deaminase-like protein. The coding region runs from base 23 to 556 and encodes 177 amino acids. Gene Ontology annotation, biological process: purine nucleoside catabolic process. The record is from RefSeq and is a predicted model, not a curated record. NCBI's taxonomy places the organism in Eukaryota, Fungi, Ascomycota, Dothideomycetes, Dothideales, Saccotheciaceae. Gene Ontology annotation, molecular function: guanosine deaminase activity. The transcript has a single exon.
CAUCCGACGCAAUCGUCCAGCCAUGACGGUCUUCCCACCACGCCCAGCCUCACCAACGGUGGCCCAGCAAACCAACCACCUCGAUGCCUGCCUCGCCCUCCAAAAUACAGGCGUCAAUGAACAUUCCAAACGCCCAUUUGCUGCCCUCCUCGUUGGUCCAAACGACGAAAUCCUCUUGACUCACCUCAGCAUCUCGCACAUCGAACAUGCCGAAUCCAGUCUCGCCCUUCUAGCCUCGAAACACUAUUCUUCCGCCUAUCUUUGGACAUGCACUUUAUACUCUACUUGGGAGCCGUGUGCAAUGUGUGCUGGUACCAUCUACUGGGCAAACAUCGGUAGAGUGGUAUAUGCGGUUGAAGAGGAAGUUUUGAAGCGAAUUACUGGCGAGGGCAAUGAGGAGAACUUUACCAUGAGUUUGGGAUGUAGAGAAGUUUUUGGCAAAGGGCAGAAGGAUGUGAAGGUGUACGGACCUGUGGAUGGUGUGAGGGAGAGGGUUAUUGAGGAAAGUGAUAGGUUUUGGAAACCGAUUAGGGAGGGAUUGGGUGGGCAGAACUAGUUGAGCAGCUCACUCUCCCUUCGACAGCUAUCUUGGUGACCGAUCGGCACCUGAUAUGCUAAGAAAACUUUUACCUAUGAUUCGAUACCUCUAGCUACACUCACUUUACUAUGCAAACAGUUGACUCGACAGAGUUGCCUUGCUGGCCAAUAUCGAGUUGAAAGAUGCCGAAGCAAUAUUAUAUCAAAGUGAGGCUGUGUCAGGGUGGCCCUGAAGCGUCGACGCACGGUCCAAGAGGUCAAAAGCGCU